AUGCCUCUCCUCAGUCCCUCCGGCAAACAUCUCUCCCUCCAUCAACUCAUGGCAAUGUCGACAAUGAUGUCCCUCCCGGCCCAUAGCAAACAUGUGCAACUUCUCAUACCGACUGGCGGAGGAGAAGGAACAUCUGAUGUCGCGGCCCAUCAGUUGUACCUCUCCCAGCCAAUUCAAGACCAUCUGAGACGAGUAUACGACACGCUGUGCGAUCGAGAACGAAGCCUCACCUACGAUAAUUUUGUCUCCUGGCUGGAGAGCACACAAGGUCAACUGAUGGAGGUACCACGCAAAGAAUCAUACCUGUUUGAAGAGUUUUUGGCUGUGCUGUAUUACAAUGAUGGAUUCGAGGCAGUCAAGGAGGCUAUGCCGAAGGACUUGUCCAAACCCAUCAGCAACUAUUUCAUCAGCAGCAGUCACAAUACGUACUUGUCGGGGAACCAGUUGUCUUCGAAAAGCAGUGUGGAUUCCUAUAAGACUGUCCUCCUUGGUGGAUGUCGCUGCAUUGAGAUUGAUGUAUGGGAUGGUGAUGCCGCCGAACCCAUUGCAUCAGACGUAUCGAACUUGUCUACAUCACCUAAGCCGGAGCACAAACGACACCUUUCUGCGACCAACCUCCCUAGUCUAGCAGCUGAGGCAGCUGGAAAAUUUAGCGCUACGUACAAGAGUGUAAAGGACGCAGUCAAGGAUAGAAAGGGUCUUGGUAUACAUCUGCUCGGGAUGGAAAAGGGCAACAAAUCCUCAGAGUCUCUAGCAGAAGGGGAUUUGAUCGAACGCCCUCCGUCAACAAAACCGAUAAGAAAUGGCGAGCCAAUCGUUCUACAUGGAUGGACCCUGACAGCACCAGUUGGCUUCAGAGAUGUCUCUCAAACUAUUCGAGAAACAGCCUUCAAGACGAGCGAGCUUCCGAUUAUCGUUAGCUUGGAAGUUCAUGCCAACCUGGAGCAACAGCAGAUCAUGGUUGAUAUCAUGAAAGAAGAAUGGAAAGGGAUACUCAUUGACGUAGCGCACGAGACGUGCAAUCCCGAUGAACGAGUUCCCAGGCUUGACGAAUUGCUGGGCAAGAUCCUCGUCAAAGUCAAAAAGUCAACCUCCCCGACUCCAGAAGUCCUUUCUACCAGCACCCUAGGCCCACUCCACUACCGCAACCCGAGCAACAACUCUCUGGGGCCCUCCUCCAAACCCUUUUCAUCAAGCAGCAACUCCCUCGCGCCUGUUAACUCCCGCCAUGAAGGCGACUCCUGCUCUGGCUCCGAAGACGAACGGUCCAGCAAGAAGAAAACCAAAAUCUGUGAAGCCCUCUCAAACCUAGGGAUCUACACCCAUUCCGAACACUUCAUUGACUUCACUGCAAAAAAUUGCAUGAAACCGUCACAUAUCUUCUCCAUUUCUGAGAACCAGAUUCUAGAACUCCAUGAAAAGAAAAGAGAGGAGAUGUUCGCCCACAAUCGCGACUACUUCAUGCGCGCCUAUCCCGCUGGCUUCCGCUUCGACUCUUCCAACCUCGACCCUUCACUCUUCUGGAGGAAAGGGGUGCAGAUGGUAGCGUUAAACUGGCAGAACAUUGACGAAGGCAUGAUGCUUAACGAAGCCAUGUUCGCCGGCGAGAAAGGCUGGGUCCUCAAACCACCCGGGUACCGCUCCGAUACGUCUGAGACCAUCGCCUACAAGACGCUCCAUCUAAAGAUCACGAUAUAUGCGGGACAGAAUAUCCCUAUACCGCAAAAUCAGGAACACGGAUUCCAUCCAUAUGUCAGGUGUGAAUUGCAUGUGGAGAAACCGGAUGAGUCUAAGACAGUCGAGAUGGUUGAAGGGAAUGGACGAGCAAAAGGUGGAGAGUAUAAGCAGAAGACGCCGUAUGGGAAAGGGGACCACCCUGUUUUUGGAAAUGACGGCAUCCUGUUGGAUUUCCCCGUGGUGACUGGCGUGCUGGAAGAGUUGAGUUUUGUCAGGUUCAAAGUCGAAAACGCAAAGUACACCAUGGACUCGCUGGCCGCGUGGGCCUGCGUCCGACUCGACCGCCUGCAGCAUGGAUACCGCUUCUUGCGAUUAUUCGAUGUGAAGGGCGCGGCGACCCGAGGCUUGAUCCUGAUCAAGGUUGAAAAGACGGUAUCUUAA
Messenger RNA from Amorphotheca resinae ATCC 22711, 2118 nucleotides. RefSeq lists its product as hypothetical. The record is from RefSeq and is a predicted model, not a curated record. Gene Ontology annotation, biological process: lipid metabolic process; phosphatidylinositol-mediated signaling. The transcript has 3 exons. Gene Ontology annotation, molecular function: phosphatidylinositol-4,5-bisphosphate phospholipase C activity. The coding region runs from base 1 to 2118 and encodes 705 amino acids. NCBI's taxonomy places the organism in Eukaryota, Fungi, Ascomycota, Leotiomycetes, Helotiales, Amorphothecaceae.